AUGGCCCCGGAAAAGCCCCAGCCCCGGCCUUUGGCAUUGGAGCCUCCAGCUCAUAGAGUCCUAGACUGGGCCGAAGACACAGAGUCCGUCUCCACUGAUAACUUCUCGGCCACCGACGAGGGCCACUCGACCUCCCCGACAUCUAAUACGGCGUCCAAUCCCAGGAAAGAACCUCAGCUUCAGCGGGCCUCCAUCAUCAGGAAGGAAACGUCAGCAGUCGAGAUCGCCAACGGCAUGCUCGAGCUCGGUCGCACCCAGUGCGCCACCCGCCAGGCUCUGCCGCCUCGGACGAACAUGCAGAACAAUGGUGACGGCACCACGAAACCCUCCAAGACGGGUAAGCAAAGGGUGCCCCGGCCCGCGGGCAGCUUGUGCCGGCACUGGUGCCAGACUGGCCAGUGCAGCUGGGGAACAGAGUGCCGGUACACGCACCAGAUGCCAGUGACGCUCGAGGGGCUCACAGAUGUCGGCCUCACGGAGCUGCCGGGCUGGUGGCGGCAGGCGGCCGGGCUGCCUGUGGAGGGGACGAUCGACGUUCGUAUCUUCGCUGCUGCUGCUGCCCCUGCCGCUGUCGGCGUUGCGAAGAAGAGUCCAUCCACCACUCUGGCACGAGGCAACACAUUGAUGACCCCAUCCCACCCGUCUAAGAAGGGCAGAUUCAAAGCUAAGAGGGAAGAGAGUAAGAUGACGGAGGAGGUUCACGUGAUCAGGCUUGGGGUCGAGAGGACCCCGACAACAGCUGCACCUCCCAUGGUGAUUGGACUUGGGGGUAAGAAGAAGCCGGUGCUGAGACAAGUGCAGGCGCAGAUGCCAGCGAGAAAGGAUCAACCGCAGUAUGAGGAGGUUGAGAAGCUUGUUGACAUCUGA
Messenger RNA from Colletotrichum spaethianum, 867 nucleotides. RefSeq lists its product as uncharacterized. The transcript has a single exon. The coding region runs from base 1 to 867 and encodes 288 amino acids. Gene Ontology annotation, molecular function: metal ion binding. NCBI's taxonomy places the organism in Eukaryota, Fungi, Ascomycota, Sordariomycetes, Glomerellales, Glomerellaceae. The record is from RefSeq and is a predicted model, not a curated record.